Molecule: messenger RNA, 6474 nt
Organism: Talpa occidentalis (Iberian mole)
Lineage: Eukaryota; Metazoa; Chordata; Mammalia; Eulipotyphla; Talpidae
Gene: SERTAD2
Product: SERTA domain containing 2
Exons: 2
Coding region: 1139-2083 (314 amino acids)
Cellular component (GO): nucleus
Molecular function (GO): transcription regulator activity
Source: RefSeq, a predicted model, not a curated record
AGUGCAUGUAUAAAUAAAUAAAUAAAUCUUUAAAAAAAAAGAAAAGAAAAAUUGUGUCACUACCAAGCACUUGCUUGUACAGGAAGAUACCAGAAAGAGUGAGUGACACUGAGGAGAGAAUUAACAAGUGGCCGUGAGUCCGAGCCGUACAGGAGGUGAGGGAGCAAGCACCCGGCGUAGGUGAAUUAGAACCUUGUCUCCUGGUCUAUGCAACAUUAGGACAUUUUUCUUGAUUAAAUGAUUAGAAAGUGAAGUCUGUGAGGCAAAGGUGAAGGACUUGGAUUGUUGUGUUUGCAUGGUAGCAGUUCUUAGAGGGAAGACCCCUCUCCAGAAGGCGUGGCCAGCAGAGGGUGUCUUUACUGGAGCCAGAGCAAGAGAGGAGACAGUUAAGCAGUUGAUCAUGGUGGGACAGGAGUUAAAAUUCAACCCAUUAUCAGAUGCUCAAGGUCUGAGAUACAAGGUUGUUUUGAAAUACAAACGUGUCUCCCAAAUCACAGUAGGUAUUUUGUUAAGAAGUGGCUCAAGUAUCCAAACAGCAAUGUGUAGAGUCAGAGCAAAUUAGUCAGAGCAAAUUACUUUAAAAUUAAUCCAGUUGCAUUCAGAUAUAACUAUGCAAUGAAACUGAGGCAUGGAAAAAUCUGGGCUGGGAAAGCCACAUUCUUCCACUGGAUUCUAGAUUGAAAAAGCGGCGGCAGCUCAAUGACUAUGGUCAUUUAACGCAGGCCAAGUGCUUCGCCACAUGUCACCAAACAAGCAGAAAGGUUUUUCUGCAUAAAGAGGAAGGAAAAGGCGUUUUGAAAGCACAGACAGUUCUACCAACUCUACAUGUUCCUCCUUCUCUAACUUGGUUCUUUUACUCUUUCAAGACGUGUUCCAGCUGUAAUCUAUGACACCUCUAUCUGUUUAGGUCAUAGCAUUGUAAGUGUUUUCUUGGGCUUUAAAAAUAAAUCUGUUUGGGGGAGGGAAACUGAACCUGCAUGAUAAUGUUAGGCAUGCGAACCAAGCACACUAGCUGAGAAAGUCAAAAUCACGGUUUCCAUGGUAACGUUUAACUUGUCUGUGUCGUACACAUUUCUCAAGAAAUAUAUUCACCAGACUACCUACUCACAAAAUCUGCUCCCCGGGCAUACAAAGAUAUAUGUUGGGGAAAGGAGGAAAACGGAAGUUUGAUGAGCAUGAAGAUGGGCUGGAAGGCAAAAUUGUGUCUCCCUCUGACGGGCCAUCCAAGGUGUCUUACACCUUACAGCGCCAGACUAUCUUCAACAUUUCCCUUAUGAAACUCUACAACCACCGGCCCCUCACGGAACCCAGCUUGCAGAAGACCGUUUUAAUCAACAACAUGUUGAGGCGGAUCCAGGAGGAGCUCAAACAGGAAGGCAGCCUGCGGCCCGUGUUCGCCCCCUCCUCGCAGCCGGCCGACGCGCUGAGCGACAGCUACCGCGAGGCGCCCCCGGCGCCCGGGCACCCCCACCCCGCGGGCGCCGCGCACCCCUGUGACCCCGGAAGCACUACGCCCCUGGAGGCCUGCCUCACCCCCGCCUCCCUGCUGGAGGCCGACGAUGACACUUUUUGCACUUCCCAGGCCCUGCAGCCCGUGUGCCCCACCAAACUCUCGCCCCCAGCCCUCCCGCCGGAGAAGGACAGCUUCUCCUCCGCGCUGGACGAGAUCGAGGAGCUCUGCCCCACAUCUACCUCCGCCGAGGCCGCCGCGGCCGCCGAGCGCGCCAAAGGGGACGCCGCCCAGCCCGGCCUCCAGAAACACGAGGGGCUCCCGGAGGCCCGAGCCGACGACCCCAGGCUCAUGGAGUCGCUUCCCGGGAAUUUUGAGAUCACGACGUCCACGGGGUUUCUGACAGACUUGACCUUGGACGACAUCCUGUUCGCGGACAUCGACACGUCCAUGUAUGAUUUUGACCCCUGCACGUCCGCGUCAGGCACGGCCUCAAAAAUGGCCCCCGUGUCGGCCGACGACCUCCUCAAGACUCUCGCCCCUUACAGCAGCCAGCCCGUCGCCCCCAGUCAGCCUUUCAAAAUGGACCUCACGGAGCUGGACCACAUCAUGGAGGUGCUGGUGGGGUCUUAAGGCCUGGUGGCCGCCCACCCAGCCCCUGUGCUUGUCCCUGCGCCCUGACAGCUCUCCGCACUGUGCAUGCACCCUUGCUUGCCUUUUUCAGAAAGAAAAGAACAUUUUACAAAAGGAUCACACUAGUUUUUGCUUUGAGCAGAGUUGGAGUGCCUUCAUCCAAGUAUGACCACUUUUAAUACGCUUUUUUGAGUGGUUCCUCAGAGACCUACUACCUUGGAAUAGGAAAGAAGACAUUUGAAGACAAUAUUGCUAUGUUGAAUGACAAAAACAAACAGUUCAAGUGAAGCACAAGGAAUAAGUUGGAAAAGCUGUAAAUUGCAUGUGCAUAUUUGUCUAUUUUUUCUAUAAGUUUUAUUGCAAGAGGUAAAAAGAAUAUAUAUAUAUAUAUAUAUAUUAUUUAGAUAAUCUCAGUACCUUUUCUGGCAUUUUUGCCCUGUAUAGGUUGACUUGGCAAUUCAGCCUUUUUAGAGGCAUUAACUACUCCUCCUAAGUGUUGCAUUUACAUGGCUGUUUAGAAACUGCUGCCCAAAUUUAUUUUAUAUUUUUGUACAGAUUCUGCAGUUUAUGAUAUUGUUUUUCUAAAAACAAAUGCUGUUUAUACAUAUGAGAUAGCUAUUUUGAUAGGAUUUGCUCACAUAGUUCCUGCAAACUUCAGAUGUACAAGUUGCACUUGUACUUUUAUAGAGUUGUAAUGUUUUAUAUGUGUUUGGUGCAAAGAGAAAAUUUGAUCAAAUCAAUUUGCAAUUGAUGUUCCCCAAAUGCAGACAUGCGGUCUCUCUCUCUCUCUCUCUCUCUCUCUCUCUUUCUCUCUUUCUCUCUCUCUCUCUCUCUCUCUCUCUCUCUCUCUCUCUCUCUCUCUCUCUCUCACAGUGCUUUAAGAAAGGGCCAGGCAAUAUCACACCCAAAUUUCACGAGCACCAACCCCUUGGCAUGAACACCCACCAGCACUGUGACUUCCAAAGCCAGAGCCACGUCAACUCAUCAAACUUGCGUUAAGCAGUUGGCAGGAGGUGGCCUUCGAGCUUGGGGUUUACGUGAUGGUUGUCUUUAGCUCCCUCUCUUCAGGGGAAGGCUGCAGAGUACUCACUAUAUUUAUGCCGGGUUUGUGCUUUUAAUUGCUUUGUUUUUUUAACAAGACCCCAGGUCUUUCCUUUUUGGCCUGAUUUUUGUGAUGACCUGAAAUUUUACACCCAAGCAAUUUUAUGAAAAGCGACUAACCUCUUCAUGGAACUAAACCCUCUUGCAAUGGUAGGACUUGUAAAGAAGAAAAUCUCCCCCAGAAGGCGUCAUCAUGUUGCUCAGUUGUCUUUUCCUGCUUCCCUUCCCUGGAGCUUUUGUUCCCUCUGUUGCUAAGUGCUGCAAAUGGCAUCCUCAGAUCACCACAGUGAGCUCGGCUCACCUCAGCCCAGCCUGGGAUGCUAUCUUGGAACACCCGUGGCUGGAGUUGGCCCCAUGAAGUCACAGCUUCCAGUCUGGUUGCUUUCUUGAAUCAACUGCUCUAACUACACUUUACAAGGCUGUUUUACCCAAAUACACAGACGGGACUUUCUAUGCAUGUUUCUCCUCUUUCCACCCGUCCCCACCCCCAACCCCAGCCCCAGGACACUUGAGAAAUAGCUUUUUAUUCCUAGUGGUGUACAUUUAAUUUUAAAACGUUUGCGAUGUAUCAUGCUUAUUGCCGAAAUUGUUUAUGGCCUUUUCGUUUCAGUUCUUUCUUUCUCCCAAUGGUACUUUAGCUGGUUACAACCUGUAUUAUUGAAAUGCAGAUGGCUUCUUUAGGAAUAACUUUUAUAUUUAUUUAAGAAUUUUUAAAUUAUGGGAUUUGUGUUGUUGUUGUUGUCUUUGUCGUUGGUCAUUUGUCAAUAUUCAGUCACCAGUUCUGCUCACUUCUUGCCAUGGAUAAAAUUGAGUCUUUCUGGCCAAUCGAAAAGACAGCUUUAUAAAAUGGCACUUUAAACAAGCCAUAGAUAGUUUUAUUUUUAUAAUGCACAUGGCAAAGUAAAUAUAUUUGUGAUGAAGGAACUGCUCGUCUAAGCAAAAAAAUUCAUGUAUGAUAUGAUUAAAUCUUCCUACAUCCUAAUUUGCUUUCUCCCCUCCCCCCCCCCCACUUGAAUGUGUUUUGAAAGGCUGAUUAUCAACUCUGCAGAGCAGUGAGAAGCAGAUCACAUUGCACUUGUUCUCCUACAAGCAACCUCCACCCGGUGACCUCUUACUGCUAGGAUACGUCAUUUCCUUUGAUAGGACCAGGGACCAUAGAGUUGAGGUGAGGGUUGUUGUAGAUGCUUCCGGUGUCGCUGUGCCUGUCCAUUUUAAGAGCAUCCUUUCCCUGUAGAGAGUAAGUCUGCCCAGACGCCAUGCUUUUGAUAACUGGAGGACCUGACGAGCUCAGCACAUGCUGCACACGUCUACAUGCGUGCACACACACAAUAGUGUUGAUUAUUCCGAACAAUAACAGGGUAAGGCGGUUGAUUUGCCAUUGUUAAAAACUGAUUUACAGUAACUUAGAACAACUGUACUUUGGUUGGAUUAGCUAAUCAUGUGUUUAAACAAAUCCCAUAUGUUGGGCAACAGUUCAAAUAAGCACAGCGAAGUGUUGCCCAAACGUGGGUCUCUGGCUCUCUCGUGUUUGGAAGGCUGGGCUUCAGAAUCAAAACAAAACCCCCAGCAACAGCACGCAGAUGCUUUUUUAAACUCUGGACACCCUUACCGUAAAUUCUCCAUAAUCUAGAUCUAAGGAGGAAAACACGAGAAAUGAGUGGCCUGUUUCAAAAAGAACAAAACCAUCAAGUGUUUGGUAUCUUUGUGUCUUCAUUUCCCAAAGCGAUGUCCCGUCAGCGGAGGGUGUGCGCCUGCGUGAGGUCUCCGAGUCCCAGUCCGAGCGAGGCACGAGGGACGUGCGUGCAGAUGCCACCUGGUAGCAGAGCCUUCCCCUUCGUGAAGGACAUCGAGUGGCGUUCAGAGUCAGGCAGGCAGUGUGAGGUGCCUUCCUGAGAAAGCUCUGCUGGGUGGGACUUGGGAGAGGACAAUUCUUGACAGUGGUGUGCAAUGACGUGACAAGAUGAGAGCAGAAUAAUAAGAGCUUUGAAUUUGAAGUGAUUUUUUUUCAUAAGUUAUUUAUUCCUUUUUUUUUUUCUGUGUAAAUAUAUUUAUUUUACUGUGGAGCUCUAACAACAUCUGGAUCGUAACAUGUGCAGAAUGUAUGGUAGGAAUGUAUUCUCUUGUAGGAAUGUAAAUCUGUAUUAAAAGGGGCUGAGCCAGGCCCCUGGGUCUUCUCAUCGUAUGCACAGUCCACAUUCAUUUUUACUCUCUUCUCUAAUAUGGGUCUAUUUGAAAUAUGCAAAAGGUAUGGAUGAGGAAUGUUUCAAUACCUCCAAAUUUUUAAGAAAAUCAAGCAUCAAAGGGUUGAUAUUUUUAAAUAUUUUUUAGUAGCACUUUCUCUUUAUGACAGAAGGGGCAACCACACUGACACCCUCAUUCAUACCAAAGGGUGAGAACUAGCCACAUCCCCGCUGCACCCCAGUGUCUUUAUCAAUUGAGCUUUUUAUCGCCAUAGCCCCUUGGAGUGUCCCAGCUGCCCUGAGGUCAAUCAAGGAAAAUUUCUUAAAUAAAUAAGCUCCAAAGAGCCAAAGUAUCAACUUACGGAUCAUUUUUAAAGCUUAAAUUUAUUAGCCACCUUUGUGGUAAACAAUAAAUUAUGAAUACCACAGGGCAGCCUUCUUAAAUGACAGAAGUAAAAAAAAAAAAUAAAUGAGAGACUCUACUUUGUGCAGCGAUUGUUAUUCUCUCUAGGAAUUGUCUUAAUUUCAAAACCUUGCUGUUACAAAUUGGACCUUUAUACAUUUGCUGAAAAGAGCAUAUUUAACCUGUUCUGGCUGUGACUGGUUAACUUCCUGUAACUGCCAAGGGCAGCGAGGUGUGUGCGUCUUGCUUGUGAACAAUUGUUUUCAGCGCUUCUAAGAAAGUCUGAAUGGGUUCUUGAAAUUUAGCCAGGAUCAAAUGCUGUUGCAAACAAAGCCAAUAAAAAAUUUGGACAUCCUUCAGGGAUAACAUGUUUGGAAGAGAAGUGCAAUCCAUAUGAGCAAACAACCAAGAUUUUGGAAAAGCUGUACAUACUGAAAUGUUUGGUGCAUGGUUUUGAGGAGGGCUGUUGAAAAAGGAGGUGUAACCUUUCCCCCACAGACCUGAGAGCUGUGCCUUUUCUAUGCAAUAUUACAGACGUUACAUCGGAAACCAGAUGGCUGUAUUCACAUGUAGGUUUGGGCUGUAAUCUAAACAAUUGGACAGAUUAAAUGUACAUGGAAAUGAGCAGUCUUACUUUUGUAGUUUUAUAUUAUACAAUAAACAGUUAAAAGAUGAGAGAGGCGUCUUCGAAGUUUCCUUCUGACCAG